Sorex fumeus (smoky shrew) is the source of this 1699-nucleotide messenger RNA. It is a transcript of the gene SYP, whose product is annotated as synaptophysin. The coding region runs from base 69 to 992 and encodes 307 amino acids. The record is from RefSeq and is a predicted model, not a curated record. Lineage: Eukaryota; Metazoa; Chordata; Mammalia; Eulipotyphla; Soricidae. The transcript is spliced from 7 exons. Gene Ontology annotation, cellular component: synaptic vesicle membrane; synaptic vesicle; presynaptic active zone.
GCCCUGCGCCCGCCCUUGCAAGCAGGCGCCUCCCGCCCCCCGCAUUGCUGCUGCUGCUGCUGGCAGACAUGGACGUGGUGAAUCAGUUGGUGGCUGGGGGUCAAUUCCGAGUGGUCAAGGAGCCCCUUGGCUUCGUGAAAGUGCUGCAAUGGGUCUUUGCUAUCUUCGCCUUUGCCACAUGCGGCAGUUACAGUGGGGAGCUCCGGCUGAGCGUGGAGUGUGCCAACAAGACUGAGAGUGACCUCAGCAUCGAGGUGGAAUUCGAGUACCCCUUCAGGCUGCACCAAGUGUAUUUUGAUGCACCCACUUGCCGAGGAGGUACCACCAAAGUCUUCCUGGUAGGCGACUACUCAUCAUCAGCCGAGUUCUUUGUCACAGUGGCUGUGUUUGCCUUCCUGUACUCCAUGGGGGCUCUGGCCACCUACAUCUUUCUGCAGAACAAGUACCGAGAGAACAACAAAGGGCCCAUGCUGGACUUCCUGGCCACGGCAGUGUUCGCCUUCAUGUGGCUGGUUAGCUCAUCAGCAUGGGCUAAGGGUUUGUCAGACGUGAAGACAGCCACUGACCCAGAAAACAUUAUCAAGGAGAUGGUUAUCUGCCGCCAGGCAGGGACUACCUGCAAGGAGCUGAGGGACCCUGUGACCUCUGGCCUCAACACCUCGGUGGUGUUCGGCUUCCUGAACCUGGUGCUUUGGGUGGGCAACCUGUGGUUCGUGUUCAAGGAGACAGGCUGGGCCGCUCCAUUCCUGCGCGCUCCUCCCGGCGCCCCCGAAAAGCAACCCGCGCCUGGGGACGCCUACGGCGAUGCGGGCUACGGGCAGGGCCCCGGCGGGUACGGGCCCCAGGACUCGUACGGGCCCCAGGGCGGCUACCAGCCCGAUUACGGGCAGCCCGCAACCGGCGGUGGCGGUGGCUACGGGCCUCAGGGCGACUAUGGGCAACAAGGCUACGGCCCUCAGGGUGCGCCCACCUCCUUCUCCAAUCAGAUGUAGUCUGGACAAUGCACCCCUGGAGGACCCCAUUGGUAGGCGAGAGCUCAGGAGAAGGCCUGCCCUCCCUUCCCACCCCUAGACCCCAGGUCUCCAUCCCUCAAGUCAGGAGGCCCUUAACCGUCUUUGCUGUUUAUAUAUAUAUAUAUAUAUUAUAUAUAAAUAUUUAUCUGUCUCUGCCCUGUCCCCACUCCACUCCCCUCGUGCAUUAGGGACUGAUCUUGUGUGAGACAUUCUCUUACCCCAAACUCUGCCCCUUUUUCCUUUGGCCCCUCUCUGUUCCCUGGCCCAGAGCCCUAAGGUUGGGAGACUCUGAAAGGGGGGACAUGGAGUGGAGACCUGGGGGAUGUGGGGAGGGCCUGACUUGAGACUUCCUCUUUGCAUCUCUGGCCUUGAUUCUUGCAAUACUGAAACAGGAGACAAGAGAAGAAAUUUAACUCUGAGAUUGGAAGAAAGGCAGAAAUUGGAGAUCUUGGAGCAAAGGGACUAGUGAUCAGAAUGGACAGGGCUCUGGACAUACUGGAGUUAAAGUUUAAAGGAGGAUGCCCUGGAGCAUUCUGGAACAAGUUUGGAAAGAGACUGAGGAUAUGGUUGUAAGAGGAGGUAGCUUUGAAUGAAACAGUAGGUGGGCCCCAGAGUGGGCAGGGAUUGGAGUAGAAUGGGUUGUAACUUGGGGCUUGGACAUAGGGUUCAGAAGAAGGCUGAAGCUU